Messenger RNA from Fomitopsis serialis, 1623 nucleotides. RefSeq lists its product as uncharacterized. The coding region runs from base 1 to 1623 and encodes 540 amino acids. Lineage: Eukaryota; Fungi; Basidiomycota; Agaricomycetes; Polyporales; Fomitopsidaceae. The transcript has 7 exons. The record is from RefSeq and is a predicted model, not a curated record.
AUGUCUUCUCCUUCCACUUCGUCAUCACACCACGCUGGGCCGGCGGCAGCUGCUGACCCUCUUCAUGGGUACAACAAUCCCUUGGACGCCAACUUGCUCCUCGCCGCAUACGGCCGGAACAUCGAAACCCGUUUGAAGCAGUCCGAAAACCCCCGUCUUCAAAAUCGGAAAACGAUUGCGCGGUUUGCUCGAUAUUGGAUCGCGGCAGCGAGGGAGUGGGUGGUGUACGUACCCCCGCUCGCCAUUUCCGCGAUGGAGGAAGUGGCCGGUAACAUGAGCGGGGACUAUCCCACCCGCAUGGCUCGCAUCAAAUCGGAUGACCCAAGGGUCUUCACGAAUGCCUGGUAUACUGCAAGCCCCCCGCCCGGUGUCGCCCCGCUGCCCGGUCUCACCGGGAUGGCGACCUCCUCUGCACCCCGGAACCUCCAUGUCCCGAACUCGCCCGAAAAGGAAUCACCGGCUGGUGCAUCGCAGCCUACGACGUCCCACACAGCGCAUGCAGUGCGGUUUGCGCUCCCACACGCCCGCCCUCGUCCCGCGGACCGUAAUGACCCGGAGGAGGCGGACGUUACUCCAGGCACUGCGGUGCGGCCCGGACAGGUGAAGCGGUCGACAACGGGAUGGGAUUACCUGGAGAUAUCGGAUGACAAGGCGGAGCAUGAUGUCGGGGUUGGGAUGGUCGCUGGACCGGUAACGUUUACAGGACAGUGUCACGGCAACAACAAUGACACCAGCGACGAGGAAGACGAGUUGCAGGAGCCCGGAAUCCCGACGGACCGGAGAAUAGCGGCCGGGAGAGCUAAGGGCAAGCGUCCGGCGAGCGACAUCGACUUCAGUGACGAAGAAGACCAGUUGCUGGAGUCCGAGAUACCGACCAAGACAAUCAACCAGCGCGGGCAGGCCAAAAAGAAACAACGGGCAGAUAGUGCAACAGUGAAGGUGCAGCAAGUCAAGCGAGAUGCUCCGGUUCUCCUUCGUCCUGCACUGAAGAACCCGCUGUCCGGCGGACCGUCAGCGGGCGACGUCAAUCACGGCCCGGCGGACCAAUACAAGGUCGACCAGGCCCUCAAAAUCCGCGACAUCAAUGCCCUCAUCGAUAUCGUACAGGGGGAGCGGGCUGUCAAGCGCCUGCCCAAGUUCAACUGGGACGCCGGCAAGAUUCAGGGACGGCGCAAAGCUAUCUGGCUGAGGACCAUGCCAUUGCAGGAGCCUCCAUGCACGCGGUGCUCCGGCAUUCACUGCUGGAUCUCCAGCGAUCCCAACGCCAAGCGUCCUGCUACGAAGUGUGACGAGAUUGGCCGUCAACGGCCGGACAGAAGUCCCGAGGGGAUUGAGCUCCUGGAAACAACGGCGGACGUGUCCUACGAAGUCCGAGACCUGCGACAGGAGAAUGCUAAGAUCCGCACCAUGUGUGAUGAACUCCGGCAGGACUUCGCAACCCUCCGUGAACACGUGAAAGCACGCACACUGAAAUCAAAUUUGCAGACAAUAUCCGUGCUGCCAAGCACGGUGAACACCGGUCCGGAGCAGCAGCAGCGUCCGGGACAGGAUGCCUGCGACAUGGCCAUUAGGGAUGAUGGUAGCGAUAUGGAGAUCUCAAGCGAUGAUCCCGAUGAAGUGUGA